AACAUGGCUGCCUUGCACUGUUGUUUUCAACUCAGAAGCGGAUAGCUUUUCACUAUCUAAAUCCAGAGAGAAAUACAAUUUCGUAGUCUGGGCCUCUCAAGCAGACCGCAAUGUCUCAGUGCGUACAGUCUGUGCAGGAGUUCAUCCAGGACUCGUUUGUUCCGAUGGUGGCUGUCCUGUGCAGCGAAGAUGCGGAAAAAGUGACUCGUAAAAACAACCUUAAUUUCUCGGAGCUGUUAAGACCUUUCUGCCGGCUAACCUCCGAAGGUCACAUGAGGGACCCUAACAAUCAGAUGCAGGUGGUGAAGAACCUUCGCAUCAGUGUCAACAAUGUGGUGACACGCCCGUCUGUCCCCACCGCCGGAGUCCAUAGUCCCGCCCAGCGACGGCUGCUCAGCGAGGUGGUGUCGGCAUGCCAACCAGCAGAGGGGGGUGUGGCCAAUGUCAUCACCGCCGGAGACUAUGACCUUAAUAUUAGUGAUCGCUCUGUUAAAGCUAGCGUCCCCUGGUACAGUGACUGGAGGGACACACUAACGGAACUCAGCACCUCCAAGCAUUAUACAGCCACGACUCCCUGGUUUGAGGCGUACAGGGAGAGCUUCCUCCAGUCAAUGCCUGCCUCUGACCAUGAGUUCCUCAACCACUACCUCGCCUGUCUGUUGGUGGUGUCGUCCAGUGAGGCUGUACCAGUGGAGCAGUUCCUCAAGCUGUCUCAGGAGCAGCACAGGAUCCAGCACAAUGGAGAGUACACCAACCCCAAGUGGUUCAUCCCCAACACACUCAAAUACUACGUCCUCCUGCACGACAUGAGCCAGGGGGAAGAACAGAGAGCUGACUCUGUGUAUGAGGAUAUGAAGCAGAGGUAUGGUUCUCAGGGUUGUUACCUUCUGAAGAUCAACUCUCGUACAGCAGCAGCAGGAACAGAUGAACAGAUACCGGACCCAUGGAGCCAGUACCUUAACAAGAGCAGUCUGCAAAGCCAGGAUCAGUCUGAGGAGCCAGCCCCAACCCCUGUAGUGGUGAACAACACGGCUGUAGAGAACAACGUAGGAGGAGCACCAGAGAUGGACGGACAUGACUCGGCAGAGAAUGACGGAGUCUCUGUAAACAGUCUGGACAACACCCACCCUCUCCAGCUGGAGACUGCCAUUGACAUGCCCGGUAGCCUGGACUCCCUCAGGGCUAUCGCCGCGGAAACCAACACUACGACAGUCUACACGGGAGUGGCGGCGGGCACCAGCCAUGGGGCAUGUCUAACGCUGAACGACCACAACCGCCUCAGACUAUUCAUCCAGGAAUUUACCUUCAGGGGACUACUACCUCACAUAGAGAAGCACAUUAGACAGCUCAAUGAUCAGCUGGUCUCCAGGAAAGGCUUGAGUCGCUCUCUGUUCUCAGUCACUAAGAAGUUGUUUGGAGGAGGGAAAGUUCCAGAGAAGAGUAUUGCUGAACUGAAGAACACUUCCGGCCUUCUCUAUCAUCCAGAAGCCCCUGAGCUGCAGAUCAGGAAGAUGGCUGACCUGUGUUUCCUGGUUCAGCACUAUGAGCUGGCCUACAGCUGCUACCACACGGCCAAGAAGGACUUCUUAUCUGACCAGGCCAUGCUCUAUGCCGCUGGGGCGCUGGAGAUGGCAGCAGUGUCUGCGUUUCUCCAGGGUGGGGCUCCACGGCCGUAUCCAGCACACUAUAUGGACACGGCAAUUCAGACCUACAGAGAUGUGUGCAAGAACAAGGUCCUAGCUGAGCGUUGUGCUCUGUUCAGUGCUGAGGUACUGAAGAGUCAGGCCAAGUACUCUGAUGCUGCUACCCUCCUCAUCAAGAUGACCAGUGAGGACUCUGAUCUGUGUUCUGCCCUCCUAUUGGAGCAGGCAGCCCACUGCUUCAUUAACAUGCGAAACCCCAUGGUCAGGAAGUUUGCCUUCCACAUGAUCCUGGCAGGACACCGCUUCAGCAAGGCAGGACAGAAGCGCCAUGCGUUGCGGUGUUACUGCCAGGCCAUGCAGGUAUAUAAGGGUAAAGGCUGGUCCCUGGCUGAGGACCAUAUCAACUUCACUAUCGGCCGCCAGUCCUUUACGCUGCGCCAACCAGAGAACGCUGUCUCAGCCUUCAGACACAUCCUCACCAACGACAGCCAGCAGACCUCCACACAGCAGGGAGCCUUCCUCCGGGAGUACCUCUACGUCUACAGGAAUGUGCCAGGGGUGUGUGAGGUGGCACUACCCCAGCUGCCCCUACCCUGCAUCAACAGCUCUGCUACCAGGGUCUACUUUGGCCACGAACGCCGCCUGGCAGAGGGUGAGAAGCAGGCUGCCACCCAUGUGUCCUUGGACCAGGAGUUUGACCGGGACCUAGCUGCCGUGUGGCAGGACCUCGAGGAACAGGUGGUUGCCGCCGCCAACCGUGGGGUUGUCCCGUCAACGUUCUACUCUACCCAGUGCUGCCUCAACAGUCAGACGGACAAUCUCCACUUCCCGCUGGCUGUAGUAGAAGAACCCAUCAUAGUUGAGGUGGCGUUCCGGAACCCUCUAAAGGUUCCGCUGGUUCUCUCAGACCUCUCGCUGCUCUGGAAGUUCACGCUCAAAGACUUCUCUCGACCACAACCGCAGGACGUCAUGGUUGGAGACGCUGUCACCAUCAGCAAUGAGAAGGAGGCCAUCGCUCCCAUGACAGUGCAGAAAGAUGACAUCAUCACCACAGAAGUCAUCCCAGAGUUCUACAUGAGCCCCGAGGAGACAAGAGUGGCUCGUCUGAAGCUGCUUCCUCGCCAGACAGGUCAGCUCAGCAUCCUGGGUCUGGUCUAUAACCUGGCCUCCACCCCUUCUACUGGAGACUCUACUAUUAACAGCAACAGUUUCUCGCAGAACCAAGGUCCCUCAGCGACCGCAGGGACAUCGGUUCGUGGUCGACAGGACCUAGAGAUUCAGGGACCGCGGUUGAACCAGACCAAGGAGGAGAAGACCUCUGUCAGCCACGGUCCUGACCGACGUCUUGACCCCACCAUCACCCCUCCAAUGCCCCUGCUGGAGGUAUUCUUCCUCCAGUUUCCUACUGCCCUACUAUGUGGUGAGAUCAGGAAGGCCUACGUGGAAUUCUGUAAUGUGAGUCACGUUCCCCUGUGCGGCCUGCGGGUGGCGUCCACGCACCCAGACUUCUUUACCUUCGGAAGCUCCUCCCUAGCCACACCCCUCACCCCCCUCAGCCCCACCUCCUUUGAGAACUGCUCUGCCUACAAGACCCUGGCCACACCCCCAGGAGCCACGCCCGGGUCGGUAACCGCGGUAACGCUGGUGUCGGCGGCUGACUUUGGGUCGGGAGGAGGAGUGUUUGGUACGGGGGGUAAAAGGGUAGCAGAGAUCCCUCUAGGAGAGGGAACGCUAACGCCUGGAGAAUCUACCCAGCUACCCCUGUGGCUGAGAGGACCAGACCAGGAAGGAGUCCAUGAGAUCAACUUCCUGUUCUACUACGAGAGCGCCGAGAAAGGAGGAAAGAUCAGUCACAGGGUGCUGCGUCACACAGUAUUUAUCUGUGCCAGUCGUUCUCUGUCGGUCCGGGCCACCGCCUGCCGUAGUAACACACUGCCCGAGGAGGAGAGAGAGGAGGGGAGGAAUGGCAGCAUGCUGGUCUUUGUCGAUGUGGAGAACAUCAACACAAGUGAGGCUGGGGUGCGUGAGUUCCACAUUGCACAGGUCUCUAGCAGCAGUAAACAUUGGAGACUACACAAGUGUAUAAACCCAGCAGAAGACAAAGACUGCAAACUCACCACCAGAGAGAGGGGCAAGCUGUGCUUCAGAGCAACACGAUGCAAACCCCAUGAAGCUACCUCAAAGUCACUAGAGAAGUACACCUUUGCAGACCUGAGCCUUGGAAAUGAACAGAUCAUCAGCUCCACCACUCCGUGUGCAGACUUCUUCUUCCGGAGGUGUCAGCCCUCGGAGUCUUGGAGACCGCUUAUUGCCAUGGAGACACAGGGGAGACAUUCCAGGAGUCAGGGGGCGGGUCCUGGGGGUGGGGCUGAGGAUAUAACAGGUGUGGUCAGGAAGUGCAACGAGGUGGACCUCAACAUCAUCGUCCUCUGGAAGGCAUUUGUUGUUGAAGACAACAAGCAGGUGAUCCUGGAGGGACAGCUUCAUGUGGCACUACAGACCAUUGGCAAAGAGGCCUGCUCCCUCACACAGAAAGAGGAGGCUCAAGAGAUGGUGCUGCUGAAGUUUAAACCAGAGCUUCCUCCUCCUAUGACACGGCCCUCCAUGGAACAGCUCUCCCACCUCAUCAAGACCAACCUGCACUACCCCGAAAGCUACAGCCACCCCUUUGUACAGAAGAGUCUCUGUAUGGUUCCAGUCACUUUGACUCUAUCUAACUGCUCCCUGGCUCAAGUUGAUGCCAUCAUUGACCUUCGACACAAAACUACGAGUCCUGAGUCUCUUGAGGUGCACGGUUCGUUUACAUGGCUGGGCCAGACUCAAUACAAGCUGCAGUUGAGGGCACAGGAAGUGAUGCGGCUGCCGCUGAGAGCCGGCUUCCUGCAUGCGGGCGUCUAUAACCUGGGAACUCCACGGGUCUUCGCCAAGCUGGCGGACCAGGGAGCCAUGUGUGAGACCAGCCAGCAGACGGCCACGCCUGCACUAAUCAUCAUUAACAGCACCUGAACAUUGUCCUGCCCAUCAUCAAUUAUGAAUUAACCACCAUCUGUCAAUCAUCACUACCAAGACUCCCCAUUGGUUGGCAACAACAGGGUUGAGAGCUCAGAGACCCACCCAGCAAGAAAUAUCUUCCAAAUCCUAAUCACCCGCUCUUCACCAUCAAUGCUUGAACACUGGGCUAUCUUAAUUAGGCAUAAAACUGAAGAAAACAGUCUAUAACAGGGAGGGACUACUUGAAAGGCUCUUUUUCAUUUUCUGUUGCAAAAGGUUUUACUACAGGGUGCCCUAAUGAAUAGGAUCCCAAUUCUGCCUGCCCGCCCACCCGACAAUAACCAAUGAACAAUUAUCUGCAAAUCAUCACUACCAAGGCUCCCCAUUGGUUAAGAAACUGUUGAGAGCUCGGAACUAGCUACCAAGCAGAAAUAUCUUUCCACCAAGUCUCAAAUCAUCCACUCCCUAAAAAUUUGACCCAUUUUUCCAAACUAGUAUACUCAAUACUGGACUAAGGAAAGAAGUUUUGUAUUUUGCAAUAAAAAUCAGGGCGAUAAGAUGUAUUUAAAAAUAUAUAUAAAAUGUUUGAAUGAAAUUGUGCAUCAGUUGAGCUUGUAACCACUGUGAUGGUCAGACUGUUGUUAAAUAAACCCCCCAGUAGCUAUUUUAUGUCCCAGCAACACAUCAAAGCAUCAUGGACUUACAUGUGGAAGAAGGAUCUGUUUUCUCUCUGUGUAUUAUUCAUCUGUCAUCUCAGCUGAUGCACUUUGGUUUUGACCUUUUUUAUUUGAUGAUAUCAACCUGUGGAAGGGGAGGAGAACAGACAGACGUUGUAAACUUAGACGGCAACAGCGUGUCUCCUACGAUACUGGUGUCAUCUGUCUACCGCCAGAGAUGUAUUUUAUUUUUAGUGUUGAAAAACGAAUCACAUGUUGUUGAGCAGUUGUCACCGUGGCGACAGAUGUCGUUUACUUCUUGGAUUAACCAGGAUGAGGAAGUAGGAAAAACUGCCUCUGCCUCAAUGAGACUGACCAUGACCAGGGUUUUCUGUUGUGUGGUCACAUGGACCAGACCAUCAGCACAUCACAAACAGUUUAGAAUAUGACCCAGCGUUUAACCACUAUACUACAGUAUGUGACUGACAAACUCUUUGACUGACAGGUUCUGAUACAGAUACUGCCUGCCCACCUGUCUGUGAGCCUGUCUGUUGUUGGUCUGUAGUCUAUCUGGACUGACAGUGCUGUCAGUCACCACGUGCACACAUUUAAUUUUCUACAAAACAAACAAACAUACCAACAUAUGAACCAAUCAAAUCAACAUGAUCCCUAUACUUCUCCCUCAUUGGACCUCCACCUUGUGCUCAAGCUGUUAUUUAAAUGUAUGUAUUUACUCAACUGCUUUUCAGAUUAUGUAUUAUAUUUAUAACAAAUUUACUGUAAAUAGAAAUAAAAAUGUAACCAAUGAUGUGGGCUGUGA
Messenger RNA from Salvelinus namaycush (lake trout), 6110 nucleotides. It is a transcript of the gene trappc8, whose product is annotated as trafficking protein particle complex 8. The record is from RefSeq and is a predicted model, not a curated record. Gene Ontology annotation, biological process: endoplasmic reticulum to Golgi vesicle-mediated transport; protein localization to phagophore assembly site. Gene Ontology annotation, molecular function: protein binding. The coding region runs from base 111 to 4649 and encodes 1512 amino acids. The transcript is spliced from 30 exons. NCBI's taxonomy places the organism in Eukaryota, Metazoa, Chordata, Actinopteri, Salmoniformes, Salmonidae. Gene Ontology annotation, cellular component: TRAPPIII protein complex; phagophore assembly site; cytoplasmic vesicle.